Molecule: messenger RNA, 465 nt
Organism: Fusarium coffeatum
Lineage: Eukaryota; Fungi; Ascomycota; Sordariomycetes; Hypocreales; Nectriaceae
Exons: 2
Coding region: 1-465 (154 amino acids)
Source: RefSeq, a predicted model, not a curated record
AUGUUUGCGCGAACAGUAGCCUCAUCCCUUCGAGCCGCUCGGCCCAUGGCCGCCCGCACAGCCUUCCGCGCUCCCAUCACUCUAACACCCUUCCAAGCCCGUCUCCUCUCCGACCAAACCCGCUCCGCAAUCGACAAAGCCGUAUCCUCCGCGCCCGUCGUCCUCUUCAUGAAGGGAACCCCCGAGACACCCCAGUGCGGCUUUUCGCGCGCCGCCAUCCAGAUCCUCGGUCUGCAGGGCGUCAACCCUGACAAGUUCGCCGCCUUCAACGUCCUCGAGGACCCCGAGCUGCGUGAGGGUAUCAAGGAGUACUCCGAUUGGCCUACGAUUCCUCAGCUGUAUGUUGAGAAGGACUUUAUUGGCGGUACGGAUAUCUUGGUCUCGAUGCAUCAGAAUGGUGAUUUGGCGAAGCUUUUCGAUGAGAAGAAGGUUAUCAUUGAGGGUGAGCCUGAGCAGAAGGAAUAA